AUGCGGCUGCGAGCUAUAUCCGCCGCGUCCGGUCGUAUGCGCGCCAUAGCACUGCGAUAUCGGCUAUGGUUUAUUUUAACAAAAGGAAACCGGGUCAAGAAAAUCAAAACGGCAGUAGGCGAUUAUAGUUGGCAUAACCUUCGACGAGGGGGGAGCGCGCGCGAAAAACGAUCGCGCGUAGAGCGGGCGACGGAGCGGCGACGCAGGCGGCCGCAGGGCAUUAUCGGCCCAUUGUCCAAGGCGAUAAGGCCGCCAAUCGGGGGUGUGCAGCGUUACGAAAUA
This is a messenger RNA of Iphiclides podalirius (scarce swallowtail), 282 nucleotides long. NCBI's taxonomy places the organism in Eukaryota, Metazoa, Arthropoda, Insecta, Lepidoptera, Papilionidae. The record is from the annotation of a GenBank genome assembly.